This is a messenger RNA of Osmia lignaria (orchard mason bee), 1615 nucleotides long. The record is from RefSeq and is a predicted model, not a curated record. Lineage: Eukaryota; Metazoa; Arthropoda; Insecta; Hymenoptera; Megachilidae.
CAGAUUUAUAUAUUAAAAAAAAAAUGAUACAAUUAAGAAUGAAUUUGGAUUAUGACUUGAUCUAACCUAUUAUAAUCCUAUACAAGUAUUUACUAACACGUUGCUGAGAACAUAUCAGGAACAUCUGUCAUUAAAGCAAAUAAAUAAAAAUGUUCCCUUAUAAAGAAUUUCAAGCAAUUGUACUUGCUGGUGGAGGAGGAUCACGUAUGACUGAACUUACUCAUGGGCAACAUAAAUGUUUAUUACCAAUUGGAAAUGUACCAAUGGUUUGGUAUCCACUUCAAUUGUUGGAACACACUGGCUUUAAGGAAGCUAUUGUUGUUGUAUCUGAAAAUAUGGAGAAUAAUGUAUCAUUAGCUAUAAAUAAGUUGAAUCUUAAAAUUAAGGUGGAUAUUGUUUCUGUCGAAGAUGCAGAAGAACUUGGAACCGCAGAUUCUAUUCGACUUAUUCAUGAAAAAAUUUAUACAGAUUUUUUGGUAAUCUCCUGUGAUUUAAUUACCGACGUUGAUAUAUCCGAAGUUUUAAAUCUAUAUAGAAAACACAAUGCUAGUAUUACCGCACUGAUGUUGCCCACACCGAAGGUGCCAGAUGAUUUUGUAACUCCAGGCCCUAAAAACAAACAGAAACCUGAGACUGAUUUGAUCGGUAUUGAUAAUGAAACAGGACGUUUAAUUUUCCUAGCAUCAGGUUCAGAUUUUGAAGAAACUAUUAAUAUUUCACAAACUCUGAUUAAAAAACAUCCAAGCUUUACUCUUUAUUCAAAAUUAAUGGAUGCUCAUUUGUAUAUUAUCAGUAAGUGGGUUUUAGACUUACUGAUGCACAACAAAAAUUUAACUACAUUGAAAGGUGAACUUCUUCCAUAUAUUGUUAGUAAACAAUUUUCUAAGCCUCCUAAUAAACAGUGUGCGGAUGAUAAGAACACCUCCAUAGUACAAGUAGAUUUGAAAGAGGACAUCUACCGUUUUGCAGUUGAGAAAUCACUAGAUGAGUUAAUUAGGAAAAUGUCAGCAUAUAACGAUCAUAGUACUGAUUUAGAGGAUGCAUAUAAUGGAGACAUAAUUAGGUGUUAUGCUUAUAUUGGUAAUGGAAAAUUUGGUUUAAGAGCAAACACCAUACAGAUGUACCAUUUUAUUAACACCAAGAUAUUUGAGUGGUGGAAUGCUGAUAACUCUUAUCAACACCCUUACUUUCGCUCUGAACAAUCUCUUUUAAUGAAGAUUUCACCUACAGCUAUUGUACAUAGCACACAAAUUCAAGGUUGCAGUGUAGAUGAUAAUGCUUUAAUUAAUGAAAAAACCUCCCUUAAAGAAAGUCACAUUGGACCAAAUGUACUUGUUGAAUCUAAGACUAGAGUAUCAUCCAGUAUUGUAAUGGAAAAUGUAACAAUUAAGCAAAGAUGUGCGAUACACAAUUGCAUAUUGUGCAAUGGUUGUGUCAUAGAAGAAGGUACAGAAUUAAAAGAUUGCAUUGUUGGUCCUCAACAUACUGUAAUAGCUGGAAGUCAACAUUCUCGUGAAGUCCUUACAGAUCCAGAUAAGCUCAUUGAAAUUUAAUUGUUUAAAACUAUCUUUAAUAUAUUAAUUGCUUAAAUAAUAAAAUAAGUCUAGAAAAAUAA